Molecule: messenger RNA, 1533 nt
Organism: Sander lucioperca (pikeperch)
Lineage: Eukaryota; Metazoa; Chordata; Actinopteri; Perciformes; Percidae
Gene: mettl21a
Product: methyltransferase like 21A
Exons: 3
Coding region: 274-930 (218 amino acids)
Biological process (GO): peptidyl-lysine methylation
Cellular component (GO): cytosol; cytoplasm
Molecular function (GO): protein-lysine N-methyltransferase activity
Source: RefSeq, a predicted model, not a curated record
AUGCGUCUCUGCCCCCGCUGCAACGUUUAAUAAAACAAUGCCUACAAAGUAGCUAGUUCCGAAAUGAUGAGGCAGGACAUGUUUAUGAUAUUUUGGAGGAAACAUAGACGAUGGAAGGAAUUCAAAUAAGAAAUUGACCUCCAGAAGAUGGCAGUAAUGAAUCAUUACAUUUAAGCCAGCUGCCUUAAAACGUCAAAGAAGAAGAACAGAACUGCGCAUGAGUAAAGGAACACUAAAAUAUGACCAUAGUGUAGUUUCUACUUAUUUUACAGCAUGGCUCUUGUUCCGUACGUAGAAAAUUCGUUACCUGUUCUUUCCAAACUCCACAAUUCAUCAGCACAGUUUCGGUUCGCCAACCACGACCUCCGUCUUGCCCAGGACUGGAAGAAGCUUGGGGUAGCAGCAGUUGUGUGGGAUGCGGCAGUUGUCAUGUGUAUGUACCUGGAGAUGGGGAAGGUGGAGUUAAAGGGGAAGGGGGUCAUUGAACUGGGAGCUGGCACUGGACUGGUAGGCAUUGUAGCAGCCCUGCUGGGUGCCAAAGUGACCAUCACUGACAGAGAGCCUGCCCUGGACUUCCUCUCUGCCAACGUGAAGUCAAACGUGCCCCCAGACUCCCAGGGAUCGGUGGUUGUGUCUGAGCUGACUUGGGGCGAGGGCCUUGAACGUUACCCGGCUGGGGGAUUUGAUCUGGUGCUGGGAGCAGACAUUGUUUACCUGGAGGACACCUUUGUGCCGCUGCUGCAGACUCUGGAGCACCUGUGUUCGGACACCACUGUGGUGUUGCUGGCCUGUAAGAUCCGCUACAAGCGAGACACAAACUUUUUAAGCAUGCUGAAGCAGCAAUUCAUAGUUGAAGAGAUCUACUAUGAGAAACAAAGGGACAUCCAUGUAUAUAAAUCUUGGAAACUGCCACCUAGGGAGGAUUUGUGACCACUGGGUGUCCUAACUGGUCAGUUUUCUUUCAUUGACUGCAGUCUUUGUAAUACAUUUACUGUUUUUGCAGAAGAAUCAAAUAAACAUGUUAAAAGAUUACCAGAAACACAUUUAUUAACAGCUGCCAAAAAUGUAAUAUUUGAAUAGCUCUAACAUAAUGCACUGUAUUAUACAAGUAGGUGAUGACAUUUAGAAAUUGUGAAUACAAAAUAAAUGAAAAGCAACAUAAAAAAAAAAGCAUACUAUUUCAUGACUAUACAUAAUACCUAAAAUACAACAUGGCAUUCCAUUAUCAUAAAAAAUAGCCAUUUUGUUCACUGUGAUGUCAUUGUCUUUUUGAUUUGGCCGCACUUUACAAUCUUUUGCAGGGUGUUUGAUAAGUGCAAUCGAGUCGGACUUGGUGAGGACUUGACGCUCCGCGAAACUAAUGACGUGGAAUCAAAUGUAUGAUGUUGCCUUGAUAAUAAAGCAACAAAACACUCCUGGAUACUUUGUGACCGAUUACUGGUUAGCAGUGUUACAUUCAAACCAAAAAAGAAUCUCAGAUGGUGCAUGAUAUUUUCCUGUUAAAUCAUGUGAAAUGUGGUAGGAUUGUGUAUG